AUGGAUGGUAUGAUGCUCGUCCGAUCUAUGGCAGACUGGGGUUCUCUUACGAGCGUCGAGGAAGACGAAGACAAUCGCCCUACCGAUAUAUUUUACCGGGAUCAUGAAGUCCUUGUCAAAUUUGACAUGAAGGGAGAGGGUAGCUGGUCCGGCUUCAAGUCCAUGAUUGAAAUCCUGGGCUUGUCUUCAUUGGUCAUUGAGCAGUCCCGCUGUGCGUGA
Messenger RNA from Penicillium waksmanii, 219 nucleotides. RefSeq lists its product as uncharacterized. The coding region runs from base 1 to 219 and encodes 72 amino acids. Lineage: Eukaryota; Fungi; Ascomycota; Eurotiomycetes; Eurotiales; Aspergillaceae. The transcript is spliced from 2 exons. The record is from RefSeq and is a predicted model, not a curated record.